UUGUAUUAACCUUAGUAUUGUGGGCUUUAUGAAAACGCAUAUUUUCACUGAACAAUUAGAUCAGUGUAUCUGGUGUCAUUCAUUCAGUCAUGAUAUCUUAUCCGACACAAGGUGAAGCUGCUGAUAAGUUAAUACUGACGUCAGGAGAGAAGUUCUAGGUGGUGAUAAUAACUCAGUUGAUGUGCUUUUGAACUUUCAUUGAAUGUUUUUGUUCGAUCGUAUGUUGCACGAGUUCAAUCAACACUUUGACGUGUUAUAUUUAUUAGAAUUUCACUGAGAUUAAGAUAGUUCAAAUCAUGGUAGUCAUCAGGAAGUCCUGGUAAUCGGUUUUGUGCCAUUUUUUACUGUUUAGAGAGGCAUAUCUGCAACCUUGAUGGGACCGGUGCUUCUUAUCAGAAUCGAGCGCAUCGCAAGCAGUGACACAGUCUAAAGUGUUAUGUCUGGGCUAUUUUGAUCAUGAUGGGGCUCUCAUAGGAGUGAAACGUUAUAGAAUCUUAUGUGUUUUUCUAGUACAAUACUUAGAAGCAUAUAAGAUUCAAUUUAUAAAUGAUUACUCAAGCAAAUAGAAAAUAAAAUACACACAAAAAACAAAACAACCAAUGCCGGAUUACUGUAAUGAAGAGAAUUUAAAACAAACAGAAAGUGUUACUAUGCAUGAAGUCCAUAAAGUUUAUUGUAAUGAUUCGGGACUAGAUGCAGCAUCACUUAAAAUUAUUGAAUUGUCUAAAAAGAUUAGAGAAUUAAAUGCUACACUUGUUAGUGAACGAAAUAAAUGUAAUAAUUUGUAUCAAAUAGUUAAAAAAUUGGAAUCUCAAUCCAUUAACUCAUCAUUAAACAAAGAUAUUAUUUGUAGUUUAUGUAAAAAAAAUAAUGAAAAAAUUGAAAAUCUAUCAAAGAAUGCAGAACAAGAGAAAAAGUUAAAAAAAAUGGAAUCAAUUAUUUUAGAAUUACGUCAAAAAAUUCAAAUAUUAAAUCAUAAUUUAUUAUUAGCUAAAAAAGUAGUUGAGGAAGAAACUGGUGAAAUUAUACCAAAUAUAAAUAGUUGGUUAACAAAUUUAAAAUUAAAAUCUAAAACAACACAGAAUACAUGGCGUGGUCGACAACAACAAAUUAUUACAUUAAAAAAUCAUAUUAUAAAAUUACAAUCACAACUUUCAUUCAAUGGUUCUUCUUCUAUAGAAGAUUCAAUCAAUAAGAAUAAUAUAGUGAAUGAAACAUUUUCUGGGGCAACAUUAUUUGAUAUCGAUUAUCUCCAUGACAACAACAAUAAUCAUAAUAAUCAUAAUAAUGUUCCUUCUAAAUCCCCUAAAUACAAUUAUCCUAUUGAACAACAUGUAAAUAAAAUAUCUAUAAUUAAUCAAUUACAAAAUGAUAAAAAUUAUUUACAAGAAGAAAUUAAUUUAAUGAAAAAAAAUAAUCAAAAAAUUAAAUUACAUAAUUAUCAUUUAUUCAAUGAACAAAAACAAUUAAAACAACAAAUUUUAUUUUUAAUUAAUAAAAGUAAACAUGAUAAUGAAUUAAUUGAAUCAUUAAUACAUAAUAAAAAUAAUUUACAAAAUCAAUAUGAUAGAAUUCAUCAAAUUAAUAUAGAAAAACAAAAUGAAUUAGAUCAAUUAAAUAAUGAACAAUUAAAUUUAAAACAAAGAAAUGAUAUUGAAGUUAAAAAAUUAGAAGAAAUCAUUAAUGAGAAGAACCAAUUAAUUGAUCAUAUGAAUCAACAUCUUACUACAGAUCAUCAAUUACAUUUGAAUACAUUAGAACAUCAAAUCAUAGAUGAACCAAAUAAUCAAAUACAAUCUAAUUUAAUCAAUUCAUUACAAUAUGAUUUAGAUUAUAUUCAAAAUGUUCACAUUGAACGUAAUGGAUUAAUCAAAUUAAUAGAAAAUAUGAAAUAUAGAAUUGAAGAACUUAUUAAUGAAAAAAUGAAACUUGAAAUGAAAAAUGCUGAAUUAACAAAAAAAAUUUUUGUAAAACCAAAUGAAAAAAAUCAAUAUUAUUUAAUCAAUGAAAAAUCAAUAAAAUCCGAUAAUAAUAAUAAUAAUGAUAAUGAUAAUGAUAAUGAUAAUGAUCAAUUAUUUCAUUAUCUUAUUGAUGAUAAUUAUAUUAAUAAUUUAAUACAAAAAUGUUCAUUAUCAUCGUAUUCUAUGAAAAUAAUUAAAAAAUCAAUAAAACAAUAUCAAACUUUAUUAAUACAAUAUUAUAAUGAAAAUAAUUAAUUUAAAAAAUAUAUUAAAUUAAUAUUAGAUUAUCAUAAAGAUGAUUUUAAAUUAAUAAUGAAUAUUAUUGAUGAAUUAAAACAACAAAAACAAACGAGAAAAACAACAAGAAGAAGAACAAC
Messenger RNA from Schistosoma spindalis, 2338 nucleotides. Lineage: Eukaryota; Metazoa; Platyhelminthes; Trematoda; Strigeidida; Schistosomatidae. The record is from the annotation of a GenBank genome assembly.